Pseudogymnoascus destructans is the source of this 579-nucleotide messenger RNA. RefSeq lists its product as uncharacterized. The record is from RefSeq and is a predicted model, not a curated record. Lineage: Eukaryota; Fungi; Ascomycota; Leotiomycetes; Thelebolales; Thelebolaceae. The coding region runs from base 1 to 579 and encodes 192 amino acids. The transcript is spliced from 2 exons.
AUGGCAAUCUCUAACUUUCUAAACCCAAGCGAUGAAGAAGAGGAUAUACAAGAUGGGAUACUAAGCCAGGACAAAGUCCUACAGGAGGUUAUUGAUGAGCAUUUAGGUCUUCAGCAAACUCAAGAUGAUGAUGAAGAAGAGUUGCAAUUAGAGCGUUCUUUACAUUCUGUGAAGAGUGCUUGUCAAGCACUACAGGUUCUGAUUGAGUUUACUGAAGAACAAGAGGCUCUUCAAUCAGACUAUUUACGAGGCCUUGAGCAUUUAGAAUUUGCUCUUGAGGCAUUAGAUCAAGAGUCACGGGUGCAGACACUCCCUGGUCACCACAAGGCUGAAAUGGUGAGGCUCGGAAACCCAGAUCAAAGUGUUAUAUGCACGGAAGAAGAUUCAUACGAAGAUAGUAAAGGAGCAAGAGAGAGAAGAAGCAAGAGAGAGAAGAGAGAGAACCUUGAGUAUAAGCUGCAGCUCUGUUUAAAGGGCGCAAAGAGCUCGUGGUGGUGCUGUAGGUCGAGGGGUACUAUUAUACUUCGAAUUGACGCCCUCCAUCCCCAAUUAGACGCAACGGCGAUGACGAGAUCGUAG